ACUUAAUCCAACAAGACAUCCAAUCAGAUCAUCAACUCAUGAAAACCAUCAAUCCAACUCAAUCAAUCUAUCACUUGAACUAAUCUUCAAUCAACCAACCAAUCAAUCAAUCAAUCCAUCGAUUCAUCAAUCUAUCAAAUCAAGAUCUUCAAUCUCAUUCAAAGACAAUUCAUCAUUCAUCUGUUAUCUGUUCAUCAUCACUAUCUUCUCAAAUCAUAUCUUCUACUUCACUCAUGCUUAUAUUCCGGCUACUCCAAAUAACGAAUCAAUCUCUCAAAAUAUCAAUCCUAACAUCACUGAUACAAAUUGGUUUAUUCAAUUGAAUUGGCAUCCCAUUGGAAUCUUUUCAGAUGGUGUAAAUAGAUUACUUCAAGCUAACAAUACACCUUCUUCUUCUUUACAUCAAGGUGUUUUACUUCAUUUCUCUGAAGUUAAUGCUACUGCUCAACCUCCGGCCAAUGUCCCUUGGAUUGCCAUGAUCAACUGCGAUACCAAUACUUCAACAUUUUCAAUGGUCGAUGAUAUCUUCACUCUGGCUCGUGAUCGUGGAGCAGCAGCUGCUGUACUUUACUCUCUGACUGCAAGAUCUUGUAGUGUGAAUUCAGAAUAUCUUCUUAAUUUCGAAAAACCAUUGGAUGUCUUUAGUUCAGCAAACUUACAGGGUGCUCGUUUGAUUGAAUCUCAAUUCAGUAAUGUCGUCGGAUCUGGAUAUUGGUUUCAGUCUGAUCUACUCAAUUCUUCUGCUUCUACUAUUCUUAAUGAAAUCAAUCAAACCGGUUAUGCAGCUGCAAUGGCACCUGCUUCAACUUUAUCAGUCGCUGCACCUGAAUCUACACCUGAUGCAGCUCCAAGUUUAUUUGGAGAAUCGUCUAAUAACACUCGUUUUCGUCGGUCACUUCCUCAUGCCAAUGCAUUCGAAUUGGCGGUCACUAACUCUAACUCGGUGGGAGCUCAGAAAUCGAAUCCUUCGAAAUCUAACAAUUCUACUCCUGUCUAUCUCAUCGCUACUCUUGCCAAUGGGAACGCUAUCUCUAAUUCUCAACAACAGAGUAAUAUUAAUUCGAACAAUAACAAUAAUAACAACAACGGAGGUGGUAGUUCUAACACUGGACUUGCUAUGAUCAUCUUAUAUGCCAUUACUGGAUGCGUGACUCUCAUGUUUCUGAUCGUAAUCAUCUCAGGAGCGAUCCGGGCCAUGCGUCAUCCUGAACGAUACGGUCCACGUACUGGAGGUCAUCCUUCUGAUUCUGAUGAAACGGAUGGCGAAGAUGCUAAUUUGGGUCAUCAGACACGUGUUGCUGGAUUAACAAGAGCCAUCCUGGAUACCUUUCCGGUGGUCAAGUUUGGUCGUUCAAUCUUACCUAUGGGAUCCGAAAGAGUUACCGAAAAGAAAGAUUCAGUGAUUGGACCGGUUGAUGAAGAAUCAUUUAUGAUGCAAGAUUGUGGUCAAACAUGUAUUGAGUCACCUAAUCAAAGUUUGAAUAAACAUCCUGUGAAGAUUGAAAGUACGAGGAGUGAAACGGGUGAUGAUUCGGUCGUCUUGGAAUCUUUGGCUUUGUCUAAUUUAUUAUCUACUCAGCUUGAAGAUCAAGUUAAAGGUAAUCAUUCCGAUACCACCAUUAUCUCUCCCUCCAAUGAUGAUCAUCAACCUUCGAAAAUCGUACCCGUCAAUGCCAUCCUUACGUCACCCAAAAGUAACGAGAGUUCAUCAUUGUUACCAGACAAAAAGGAGUCUGACGGAAAUGACCCUCAUCCAAUAGACGGGGCCAUGGAAUCAUCUUCUACUAAGGCGGAGAAGGGAGCUGACCAUUUGCCUGCUGAAACAGUCACAGAGGUGUCAGAGAUGGUCGGGGAUGUGAAUAACUCGGUCACAUGUCCCAUUUGCGUUUGUGACUUUGAUGAUGAUGACGAUAUUCGUGUCUUGCCUUGUGAUGCAAGGCACAGAUUUCAUCAAGAAUGUGUGGAUCCUUGGCUAUUAAAUGUUUCACGGUUUUGUCCGUUAUGUCGAUGGGAUUUAUCAACACGAAAAGAUGGAACGAAGAUUGCAGGAGAAGAAUCGAGUGAAAGGACGACUGAGGGGUCUAGUGAAAAUACGAAUCCCAAUAAUGGAAGUUCACAACUCGAAGGUCUUGGAAAUCUUGAAGACCGAAGAUCUACUUCUUCUACUACUGAUCGACCUACCGAAGCUCAAAUUGUGGCCAACUUACGUGCGAUGUUACAAACCUCGAGACAACAAAACCAAAGUAGUAGUUCUAAUCAAAGUAGAAGUGGAUUGAAUAAUGGAGGGGUUUCGGGUCCUAGAGAAUCAGAAACGGAGAAUAAGAGUCGGUUUAGGAAAUAUCUUGGUCAGGUUAGAGAAAAGACUAGGGUCAGGAGACGUCAGGAUUCAUGAAGUUGCGAGAAAAAAAAAUUAUAUAUAUAACUUGUGAUUAGUUAAAUUAUCAGAAAGACUUCGAGGGCUUCACACACACUCACAAACACACAUACAUACCAAAACAUUUUUACAAGACAAUUGGUUUUAAUCUUAUUUAUUUAUCAUACUUGUGUGUAGAAUAUUUAGAUGAUCUUGAUGCUUCAAGACUUAGUCAAACCUGAAUUCUGGACUUGUUAUUUUUGAAACCUUUGUGUGUUUUUCCCAAAAAAGUUUACGUCUUAUAAUCUUAUUUUUUAACUAUAUGAAGUGAUUCCAUUUAUAAUACUUGUGUGUGUUGUGUGUCUGUGUGUGUAGAAUCUUUAUAUAUGAUCUUGAUUCUUUAAGAAUUGGUUUAAAACUAACCUGAAUCCCUGGACUUGUUUUUUUUCUUAUAAAACUCUUAUCGUAUUACAAACUUAUUUUAAUUUUGAAGUUUCUUCUUCUUCUUUGGAUCAGUCUCAUACCAAGAAGAAGAAUGUAUGUACAACUGAUGUUAUCUUUUUAUUCUUUUUGAUGAUUUUCUUAUUAUUACUACUAUUUUAUUAGAUCAACUUAUAUGAAACUCUGAUACAAUAAUACUUAUACAAUUAUGUAUAUAUAUAUAUAAGAUUAAUGGUUUGUAAGAUUUUUUUAACUUGGUAUAUUUUUCUUUGGCGUGAUUAUUUAUUGGUGGGACUCAGAGUAUGGUUGAUGGAUUAUGGUUUAAUGGGAUCACAAAAAAAUGGACGGAAGAUUUGAUUGGUUGUAGGAAAAAGAUGAAGACAAAGGUGGGAUACGGAUACUAAAAGAAAGGAGUCUAGAUCAAAAUGAAUAUUUAAUGAAUAACUUUGAGAACUUGAAAGAUGAGAUGUUUGUUUUUUUCUUUUGGUUUAUUUAUACGUCACGGUCUUUUGUAUAGAUGUCUUUUUGAUCUGGGGUUUGGAUUAUAUGAUCAUUGAGAUUUUACUU
Melampsora larici-populina 98AG31 is the source of this 3361-nucleotide messenger RNA. RefSeq lists its product as uncharacterized. Lineage: Eukaryota; Fungi; Basidiomycota; Pucciniomycetes; Pucciniales; Melampsoraceae. The coding region runs from base 476 to 2392 and encodes 638 amino acids. The transcript is spliced from 6 exons. The record is from RefSeq and is a predicted model, not a curated record.